Peronospora matthiolae is the source of this 447-nucleotide messenger RNA. NCBI's taxonomy places the organism in Eukaryota, Oomycota, Peronosporomycetes, Peronosporales, Peronosporaceae. The record is from the annotation of a GenBank genome assembly.
AUGGGCAUCCAUGCUGUUAGCGUCAUGCUAGAGGCUCUCAAUAGAGAUGCCCAACAUGCUACUAUCGCCAAGUUCAUUCAAAAUGAACUUGACGCAGAACGCGAGAAAGUAGCCUUGCUUCACCAACAAGGUUCUCAACAAUCAGAGUUGUUGAGAGAACAAGGUGCUCAACAGUUUGAACUGUUGAGACAGCAGCAGGCUGCUGCUGGUGGGUCGAUGCACUCGCGUCGGCCCGAGACUUUGAAGAUUGACAUCUCAAAGUAUAGGGGAGUCGAAGAGUACUCCCUCUUGAGAUGGUUUGUCGAAUCAGACGACGCCAUAAGGGCGCAUCGCAUCGACGAUGGGGAAAUGCAAGUUGCAUUUGCCCAAUCAAAUCUGACAGGACGUGCCAAGACUUGGGCUUUGGGACUCAAGUUGCACGACCCAUAUGCGUUUGGGUCGUUAUAA